GCCGCUCCCGGCCGCGUGCGGCGCGAACCUUGGCGCAAGCGCCAAGGAUCGGGUAGUUGGCCGGAACGCCACUGCGCAUGUGUGUCAACUAUAAGGGCACCACACCUGUAGGUGUUCAGAUGGAGCAGCAUUCUAGUCAUCCUACUAACAGAAGAGUUGCCUCUGGUUUUGUUCCAGCCAAAGACGAAGGUAAUGUGCCUCUUUGUCGAGCCAAACCCUCUCCCAGCUUUAUUAAUCUUCAAGCAAGUUCCCCACCAGCCACUUUCCUGAAAAUCCAGGCAACAAAACUGCCCUCAGAAAUUGACCACAAGCCCAAGGAAUGCCUAGGACUCCUAGAAUGUAUGUAUGCCAAUCUGCAGCUUCAGACCCAGCUUGCCCAACAACAGAUGGCUAUUUUGGAAAAUUUACAAGCGUCCAUGACACAACUGACUCCUGGGAAGGAAAACAAGAACUCUUCCCUCCCAGCCUUAUCUCGCAAUCUGUUGUUAAAUCACCUGCCCCAAUUCAGUAAAUGAAUUGUGGAACAAA
Messenger RNA from Phacochoerus africanus (Common warthog), 528 nucleotides. It is a transcript of the gene TSACC, whose product is annotated as TSSK6 activating cochaperone. The coding region runs from base 78 to 515 and encodes 145 amino acids. NCBI's taxonomy places the organism in Eukaryota, Metazoa, Chordata, Mammalia, Artiodactyla, Suidae. Gene Ontology annotation, molecular function: protein-folding chaperone binding. The record is from RefSeq and is a predicted model, not a curated record. Gene Ontology annotation, cellular component: cytoplasm. The transcript has 4 exons.